Messenger RNA from Gorilla gorilla gorilla (western lowland gorilla), 3084 nucleotides. It is a transcript of the gene TMEM234, whose product is annotated as transmembrane protein 234. The transcript is spliced from 5 exons. Bases 41 to 583 code for a protein of 180 amino acids. Lineage: Eukaryota; Metazoa; Chordata; Mammalia; Primates; Hominidae. The record is from RefSeq and is a predicted model, not a curated record.
CGCCCCCUCGUUCCCGGAAGUAGAAGACAGCGGCGUUGCCAUGGCGGCGUCUCUGGGGCAGGUGCUGGCUCUGGUGCUGGUGGCCGCUCUGUGGGGUGGCACGCAGCCGCUGCUGAAGCGGGCCUCCACCGGCCUGCAGCGGGUUCAUGAGCCGACCUGGGCCCGGCAGUUGCUACAGGAGAUGAAGACCCUCUUCUUGAAUACUGAGUACCUGAUGCCCUUUCUCCUCAACCAGUGUGGAUCCCUUCUCUAUUACCUCACCUUGGCAUCGACAGAUCUGACCCUGGCUGUGCCCAUCUGUAACUCUCUGGCCAUCAUCUUCACACUGAUUGUUGGGAAGGCCCUUGGAGAAGAUAUUGGUGGAAAACGUAAGUUAGACUACUGCGAGUGCGGGACGCAGCUCUGUGGAUCUCGACAUACCUGUGUUAGUUCCUUCCCAGAACCCAUCUCCCCAGAGUGGGUGAGGACACGGCCUUUUCCCAUCCUGCCCUUUCCUCUGCAGCUGUUUUUCUUCCUUGUGGCCAUCAGAGUUCCCUUCCCUUGGACAGUCUGGGGAAAGACAGAGGCUGGGGUUUGGGAUUGAGGACCGGACCCCAUCUGAGCCUUUCCUCCAGCCCUGUACCAGCUCCUACUGGCAUGGCUGAGCUCAGACCCUCUUGAUUUCUGCCUAUUAUCCCAGGAGCAGUUGCUGGCAUGGUGCUCACCGUGAUAGGAAUUUCACUCUGCAUCACAAGCUCAGUGAGUAAGACCCAGGGGCAACAGUCUACCCUUUGAGUGGGCCAAACCCACCUCCAGCUCUGCUGCCUCCAGGAAGCCCCUGGGCCAUGAAGUGCUGGCAGUGAGCGGAUGGACCUAGCACUUCCCCUCUCUGGCCUUAGCUUCCUCCUCUCUUAUGGGGAUAACAGCUACCUCAUGGAUCACAAUAAGAGAACAAGAGUGAAAGAGUUUUGUAACCUUCAAGUGCUGUUCAGCUGCGGGGAUUUAGCACAGGAGACUCUACGCUCACCCUCAGCAACCUUUCUGCCCCAGCAGCUCUCUUCCUGCUAACAUCUCAGGCUCCCAGCCCAGCCACCAUUACUGUGGCCUGAUCUGGACUAUCAUGGUGGCAGGUUCCAUGGACUGCAGAACUCCAGCUGCAUGGAAAGGGCCAGCUGCAGACUUUGAGCCAGAAAUGCAAACGGGAGGCCUCUGGGGCUCAGUCAGAGCGCUUUGGCUGAAUGAGGGGUGGAACCGAGGGAAGAAGGUGCGUCAGAGUGGCAGAUGCAGGAAAUGAGCUGUCUAUUAGCCUUGCCUGCCCCACCCAUGAGGUAGGCAGAAAUCCUCACUGCCAGCCCCUCUUAAACAGGUAGAGAGCUGUGAGCCCCAGCCCCACCUGAGUCCAGCACACCUGGCGAGUAGUAGCUGUCAAUAAAUCUGUGGUAAACAGACAAGAGGUUAGUAAGUAUUCUUUUAUUGUGACAAACCCACUCCCCCGUUUGUGGCCUGUCUCCCAGGCUCAGUCAGCUACUCCUUUCUCUGGCCAGAGAAUCCCAUAAGGAAAUAGCCCCCACAGCCAGGGCUGCUCUGCUCAGAGGAAGGGAAGGCUGGGCUGUGGGUUUAGGAGCAGGAGAACGGGGAGGGCUGAGGAGGCCGCAGUGUACCCUGUGAGCCCAGCGGAGGUGCUGGCUCCUGAGGAACAAGCUGCUGGAGGCUAAGGACAAAAGGUGGCCAGAGUAGUGGUCCCCAGUUGCCCUCUGGAGCUGCUGGCUCUCAAGAUGGCAGAGCUGGGGCUGAGGCUGAGAUAGCAGCCCCAGCCCCAGGCUGGUUUUCCAGGGACAAGGCCUCUUCCACUAUCUGUGCUGCCCUCUGCAGGAGGUGGAAGGCCAUACAGAAUGGAGCCAUGAGUAUGGCCAGCCUCCAGCUCUCAGCCAGGAGGUCCCCAACCCCAAGGAAGGAAGAAACUGGAAAUUAGGAACUGCUUCCUCAUUUAACAAGGUAGGAAGUUAGGAGAUCAUUUACUUUCAAUCACAAGGGAGGAGAACUGUUCCUGGGGCCCAAGGCUGCCAGUUUCCAGCUCAGAGCUCCUCCCAUCCCAACAUACUGUUUCCUGAUCCAACAGCUUACCUGAUCCAAGGGCUCCUCUGUCUGGGUGUCUUCAUCAUCUGCUACUUCCAGGGCCCCCGCUGUCUCCUUCCUUCGGUGGGGAGCUCCGUAUACUCCUAUAACUCCUAAAGAGGGGUGGCAGCACUGGGUGAUGCCCAGGCUGAAGAGCCCUCAGCAUUCCUGCCCUGGACCUUCAUGCUAGCCCCUUUCCCUCCCCUGAACCUGGUUCUGCAUUCCCCACCACCUCCCAGGAUGGCAAGGAAGUGAGAGGUGGGCCUUUGGUCCCACCCCCAUCCCCUCUAUAUCCCACCCCUGAAGUCUCAUCGCUUUAAGCACUGCCCUUUCCACGUGCUUCUUUUCAUGUGAUGAGGCCCUGUGAAGAAGGGACAGGAUAUACAGAUGGGGGCAGCUGGAGACAGUUAUGAUGAGUGCCGGCUUUGUGUCUGAGCAUUCUGCUCCCAUGGACAUCCCCAACAACAGCAGGGACCAACCCAUGUCACUGUCAAAGGGCAGCUGAGAAGGGCCUGAGCCCCAGGGACCCCUCACCUGAUGGGAAUGAGAGUGUGGGGAGCUUGCUUCUUGGCUGAAUGGUCUGCUGGGGUCUGGCAUAGAAAGCAGAUGGCUUAAUUCGGUCUGGUUCCUUUGGAGAGGGCUGGGUUACCUGGGCCCUGUGGCCUUGGGCCUAGAGAAGGGACACUGGGCUUGGACCCUGAUUGCUGGCCAUUCUUACCUUUCCUACUCCCCAGUUCAGGCUUCAGAGAGCCCCUGACGCCUGCAGGAACAUGGCAGAGGAGACGCCGUCUGUCUUCACAAAGUACGUCCUCCCUCCUUGCUGCCUCUUCCCACCAGCCUGACUUAUCCAGGGACAGAGCAGUAGGUGCCUGGCACUCCUCGAUGCCCAGUGAAACCAGACUGUGCUUCCCCACCCCCACCGCCAUGCCCCAUGCUCACUGGCUCAUUUCUUGGGAGGGCUUAGAGCUGGAUAAUAUAAGUUCCCUUGGA